CAAGCAUUUGUGACAUAUUGUGGCCAACUUGUACACAAUUCUUUUCUCCAAAAGAGGUUUAGCAGAGUCUUGCUUUCUUUUCCGCACAACCAAACAGGCAGCGUUGUUUUGGGCAGUUUGAAGUCUUUUAACUUUCUCCAGUGAUAUUCCUGACAAUCUGAGAGGCUGUUUUUGGAUGUAAUUUAAAAAAACACACCAAAAAACCAAAGACAGCAGACCACCAGUCAACUUUCCGAAUAUUGCGAGGAAAUCAAGUAUUUUUAAAAAACUUGAAACGUAUUUGAAUUCUGUUUACAAGCAUCUGCUUUGUUUUAAAGAAAAGUAAAAGGUAAAGAAUAUUUGUGGAGACAACCUUACUUUACAACGGACUGGCAGAAAAUAAUUUUCUUUCGCAAGUCAAAUCUAAUUCAAAGCUUUAUAUGCAUGGCCUUGUACACACAUAAUAAACCCUGGUCUUCGAGAUAACUGGGACUGAGAUCGUCCCUGCUACAGUGGCGGUGGUUAGUGAAGGGCUCACGGGCAACCCCCCCCCCCCCUUCCUCCCCCAAAACUUUAUCCCAAAGUAUAUGAAAGUUUCUUCAAUAUCGAAAUAAUUAGUUGAAACCGCUAUGAUCGCACAUAAAGAACACAGAGUGAUCAACUUGGCGGCUUGCUCGUUUAUCCAAUCACUGUUGCCACCGCUUACAAUUAUAGUAACCUAACAGCCAAUCAAAUGUCUUUAGGGCUCAGCUGAGGAUGGGUCCAUUCCCACGCCCAUUCCGUAAUGAAACUCUUUUUGUAAAAAGGUAGAAGACUGGAAAAAAGAACACUGCGCUAAGGGCCCACACUCUCUUAGCCCUGACAAUGGGGGUGAAAGUUUACAAAACACUUUCCCCCAGUGAUACAGACAUCUAAAAGACCUUUGUCAGGUGCGUUCUACUUUCCGCGAAUAUACGACCUAAUCCAGCUCAUUGACGGAAUAUGUUUGAGGUGCUGUGUGUGCAUCCUGGCGUUUGUGCCGCUGAGAUUUAACAGUUAUAAAUCACGUCGAUUCCACUUUUAAGGCAACUUUUUCAUCCAGAAAAAUUUAACUUAGAACAAAGAAUUGGAAAACAAAGGCGACUCUUCUCAUUUGAAUGGCUUUCAAAAUGUCGUGGCUCACCGUGACUAUAGAGAAAUCAGUACUGUUUAGGUCGUAUUGUCUGCUAUUUGGUGGUAAAAAAGUGGAAGCAACCGAAGCCCCUCCCAAAUUUUGGUCCACCCAACGCCACUGCCCUUCUAUCACAACGGCUGUAACUGCGACAGUGUUGAGACAUUUGGGCACCAAACAGUGACAGCGAAACAUGGCGGAUACCAAUUUGACCCUUACGCUCUACGGCAUCAAAGACUUGAGAUUGGAAGAUAAACCGAUCCAAGAACCCGGCCCCGGAGGUGAUCGAGUCGCUAUAGAGCCCAACCAGCCGUGUGGCAACUGUGGUUUGUGCAAAAAUGGCCGCUACAAUCUUUGCGAGAAGCUGAAGUACUUGGCAACACCGCCCACCCAUGGUUGUCUGGCACGAUAUUACUGUCAUCCAGCAAACUUUGUCUACAAACUUCCAGACAACGUGAGUUUUGACGAAGGCGCACUGGUGCAACCUUUGGCGCUCGGAUUCUACGCUUGUCAGCGUGGAAAUGUCAGUGUGGGCAACUACGUGCUCGUCUGUGGCGCUGGACCUUUGGGAAUGGCCGUGGUCUUGGCAGCCAAGGCAAGAGGUGUAGCCAAAAUCUGUGUCACAGACAUCAGCCAGGAGAGGUUGGACUACAUCAAAAGGAUCGGAGCUGACGUAACUGUGACCGUCGGAAAGGAAAAACCUCGAGUGACGUCCUCGCGGGUAGUGGAAGCUCUGGGACGGGAGGCAGACGUGUCCAUAGAAUGUAGUGGACAUUACACCUCGUCUAGCAAUGCUAUAUACAGCACACGAGCCACAGGUACGGUAGUGCAAAUUGGGUUCGGAGGACCGACAGUGGAGAUUCCCCUGGUCAUCGCCACACUGAAGGAGCUGGACAUCAGAGGCAUGGCGAGAUUUGCGAACAACUAUGAGACGGUCAUUGAAGCCAUGGCCACUGGAAAAGUCAACGCUAAGCAGCUGAUCACCCAUCGGUUUUCCCUGGAGAAUGCCAUUGAAGCUUACAACGCAGCUCUGCGCAGGGAGGGGGUGAAGAUCAUCAUAGACUGCACCCGCAACUAAGAAUGUAGAAAGUUAGAAAUGCCUUCUGAUUUAAUUCCCCAGAGUGUUGGGCUCAGACUAGGAGAGGCCGUGGGAUGUGGUUUUUCGACCAUGGAGCCUUCAUUCCUCUUAUUUCAAUUACUGUACUCGAGCUACUAGGAUAAGAAGAAAACAGAUAAAAAUCCAGGAUUUUACU
Molecule: messenger RNA, 2382 nt
Organism: Aplysia californica (California sea hare)
Lineage: Eukaryota; Metazoa; Mollusca; Gastropoda; Aplysiida; Aplysiidae
Product: sorbitol dehydrogenase
Biological process (GO): D-sorbitol catabolic process
Molecular function (GO): zinc ion binding; L-iditol 2-dehydrogenase (NAD+) activity
Source: RefSeq, a predicted model, not a curated record